Molecule: messenger RNA, 1819 nt
Organism: Durusdinium trenchii
Lineage: Eukaryota; Dinophyceae; Suessiales; Symbiodiniaceae
Source: the annotation of a GenBank genome assembly
GUGAGAAGCAUUGCACAUCAGAUCUGAGAUGAAGCAUACACAUAUUCUGUUCCGAGAGCUUGCUCAGUUGCAGAGUGGAAAGACCUUCGGAUCUGCGCAUCCUUGAUUAGUGAAACAUCAUGGCGCGAGGAAGGCGUUCCGUCUUGGUUUUCCUGUGUGCUUUCUGGUUUCAGAUGUUCCAGAGAGCUGAGAGCCAUGGCUCGAUGUAUGAGCCACCUUCGCGCAACUCACAAGGGAUGUCCUUGUUGGCCCCAACGUGUCCGGGAGGAGCUUGCCAAUGGUACAACCAAGGUUGUGCUAUUGGCUGCCCUGAAAUCACAGGCCUGCAAACGGGCUGCGAGAAGCCUGUGGAGCCCUCUUUGAAGGAUGGAGAAGAUGAUGAGCUCUUGCAGUACAAGGAUGAUGGUUACGGAAACCCGACAAUCGAUCAUCCCUGGCGCUUCCCUGGGAAAUCGCCUGUGGCAGAUGCAUGCGGCAUUACUGCUGGGUACAUUGAGCCGGAGGGGCAGCUGGACCCACCACCUGGAUUUUCAACCGGUGCGAGUGGCCGCGAGCUUCCAAAGUUGCUGGAUCAGACGGUGUGGGUUGCUGGCUCAGUUGUAGAAGUUGCAUGGGCCAUGGCAGCAAAUCAUGGAGGGGGGUACCAGUAUCGUUUGUGUCCUGUGAAUGAAGAGCUAUCAGAAGAAUGCUUCCAAAAGACACCCUUGGAGUUUGUGGGCGAAGACCAAUGGAUUCAAUUUGGGAAUGGCUAUGAUCCAGGAAACCGUAUCCAGAUCAAGGCUCGUCGAGUCAGUGGCAAGAAAGUCGUGCCCGAGAAUUCCACUUGGACAAUGAAUCCAAUUCCCGGGUGUGCAGUCACAGGUGGCCGUGCAAGGACUAAAUGCUCCAAGCCAACCUUCAGCGCACCUGCAGAUGACAGGUUUUGGCCCUACGCUGAUGGAACAUCAAAAGGGAUUUUUGGCUACAGUGGUGGCUAUUGUUUCGGAAAUGUGACCAAGAAGCCGUCGGCUGCCUGCACUUUGGAUGAGUACAAGAACGCCUCAUUUGAUUUUGGCAUCGUGGACCGCGUGAAAGUACCAGACCUUCCUGAGGGUGACUAUGUUUUGAGUUGGCGCUGGGAUUGCGAGAUGACCAAGCAGAUUUGGAGCAAUUGCGCGGAUGUGACCAUCAAACACAGCGGUAAAAACACCAAGCCUUUCAGCCCAAUCAACGGAUGCACAGCUUGUUGCACCGGGAUUUGUAGCAAGUGCAAGGAAUGCCGUGAGAAGAAGACCGGGGAGUGUGCAUCUUGCUGGGAGCCUUUGCCCUGGUGGGGAGGACGUGACUUCUGGACACCUCGGGCAAAGGCCAUUCAGUGCCUUGGGCGUGAGGCAGAAGACGGAGGUCCCGGAAAAUACAUGCCUGGCGACCCACUGGAGCCAGCAUGGUCCCCCGGUUGUUCCAAAUGUUGGGCCUCAAAGGAUGGCUGUGAGAAGUACACGCGCGAAUUUGAAGGCGUGAUCGAGAAGAAGUCAUGGGGGAGUUGGACCUUCGUGACAAUGGUGGUUCUAGCAGUGGCUGCUGCAGUGGCAGGCGCUCUUCUUCUAGUCAAGUCCAGGCGCUAGCCUGCGCGAAGUGCAGCUCCGAGCUCGGCUCCGAGCUCAGGCCCAUCCACUAUGGAGAUGACAUGAGACACACUUUGCAAGCUCCAGGCGUCAUAUUUUCAUUAUGAGGUUUCAAAGGUUUCCCGGUCAAGCUUUAGCUUCGCCGGCAAUUCAACGAUGGCAGAGAUGGAAAACCCAUCAGCCCAUCAGCUGCGAUGAACAUGGACGCAAAAAGA